UCGCCGCCGGCACUGACGGCGGAGGGACGCACGCGAGCUGCCGCCCCCGCCCGCCGCCUCAACGGCCGCCGCGCCCCCCCCGCGCCACGCCAUGAAAACCAAGUUCUGCAACGGCGAUGCCGACCCGUCCCCGCUUGGACUCAUCCUUAGCCGCGGGUCCGCCGCGGCUGGGCAGCCGCCCUCGCCGCUUGCUCACCCCGAACCUGAGGGAAAGGACCCCACCGCGGCGGGCAGAGGCGGUGGCGUCUCGCCCCUGCCCCCGGCGCUGCCUCCGCCGCUCGAGGAGGAGUCGCCGCCGCUCGACCCCCGGACGCGGCGCCGGGCGUAUCUGUGGUGCAAAGAGUUCCUGCCGGGGGCCUGGCGGGGGCUGCAGGAGGAGCAGCUGCGCAUCAGCCCCAUCAGAGGUGGCCUCAGCAACAUGCUGUUUCAGUGCUCACUACCUGAUACCAUUGAGACAGUUGCAGAUGAACCACGGAAAGUUCUCCUGCGUUUAUACGGUGCAAUCCUGCAGAUGGGGGCAGAAGCCAUGGUUCUGGAAAGUGUUAUGUUUGCCAUUCUUGCAGAGAGAGCACUUGGGCCAAAGCUGUAUGGAAUCUUCCCACAAGGGCGACUGGAGGAAUUCAUUCCCAGCAGGAAACUGAGCACUGAAGAACUAAGCUUGCCUGACAUAUCUGCUGAAAUAGCUGAGAAGAUGGCCAGAUUUCAUGGCAUGAAAAUGCCAUUUAAUAAGGAACCUAAGUGGCUUUUUGGAACAAUGGAAAAGUAUCUAAAUCAAGUGCUGAGAAUUAAAUUUACCAGAGAAUCCCAAACCAGAAAACUAAACAAACUUCUCAGUUACAAUCUCCCUCAGGAAAUGAAAAAUCUAAGAGCAAUGCUUGAAGCUACUUUUUCACCAGUUGUGUUUUGCCACAAUGAUUGUCAAGAGGGUAAUAUCUUACUUCUGGAAGGCAGAGAGAGUUCAGAAAACCAAAAGCUGAUGCUCAUUGACUUUGAAUACAGCAGCUAUAAUUACCGAGGAUUUGACAUUGGAAAUCACUUCUGUGAAUGGAUGUAUGAUUACUCGUAUGAGAAAUACCCAUUCUUCAAAGCCAGUGUUCUUAAAUAUCCUUCAAAGAAACAACAGCUUCAUUUCCUCUCCAGUUACCUGUCUGCAUUCCAUGAUGGCUUUGAAAAUCUGAGCAAUGAAGAGAAGUCCAAACUAGAAGAAGAAGUGUUGGUAGAAGUUAACAGAUUUGCCCUUGCAUCACACUUCUUCUGGGGUCUGUGGUCUAUUAUACAAGCAAAGAUCUCAUCCAUUGAGUUUGGGUACCUGGAAUAUGCGUUAUCCAGAUUUGAUGCCUACUUUGAUCAGAAGAGAAAGCUGAAGGUGUGAAUGUGGGAGGAGUGGCCUGUUGGUUACUGUAUGAAGAGGGCAGCUGGACAGAACUUUCACUGUGCUUAGGCUACUGUAUCUCUAAUGAAGGUGUCACUGAAUUCCAGUUCCUGGGAAUGCAGGUGUACAGUACUGAGGACUAUAAAAAUUACUUGUUUACAGUUCCGCAAAUAGUUGGAAUGAGAUUGGGAGGCAAAAGUAAAAUACAACCAUGCAAUAUCUUUAAAUCUUUUCAAUCUAGAAGCUAUUUUGUAUUAUGGGAGAAGCUUACAAUUAAGUGUCAAUACCACAUGCAUCAGAGCAAACUUGCUGUGGGUACAUUUUUGGGGGGGUGUUGGCAUUCUGGUUUUUGUUGUAAGCAGAACAGCUGUAAAAUCUGAUUGUAGACAUUGCCUCUUGAGGAGAAGGAAAAGCAAAGGAGACAACUGCUAAACUGUGAAGUAGGCUUAAAAACUUACUGUGAGUUGAAGUUCACCAUGCCCCAAGAACACUAUCUUCAAAGCUGCUGAUACCUUACAUCACUUUAACCAGAAGCAACUAAACACAUUGAAGCAGUGUGCUUUAAAGUGUUAGUGACACACAUAUGAAUGUUUCUCCUAGGCUAGUUUGCCUGGGAAGUGAAGUAUGAAUGAGCUUUGAACUUGACAUUCUGAAGGAGUUUAUUUUGAACUGUUUGUUCCAUGUUGUUCAAGAACCCAGCCUGGUUUUCUUAAAAUGCUAUGUCCUAUACAGGGGGUUCUGUGGGCUAGCAGUACUGGGAAGAGUGCCUUGAAUUGCUCUAGCAGCUCCCCAGAUAACUGGAUUGGCAUUGACGGUACUGGUAAUUGAGGCCUGUCUCUCUUCAUGUGUUGCCACAGUAUAUGGCUGUAAUGAACAGUAAAGCCAAAGACUGUGGAGAACACUUCAGGAAAUUGCUGUUCUGCCCAUCCAGUUCUUAUGUGGCUUGAGAGGUGCUUUUCUUGCACCUUCAAUUCUCAUCAUGUUCCAGGAAUCCAGUAAAGUGGAGCAUCUUGUGGGGAACAAUAACAUGUAUAUUGAAACUUGAGUAUAAUCUGUGUACAUGCCAUCUAAAGAUUUCUUUUGAUUUUUGGGAGCUUGUUUAUUUUGAAUGUUACUUGUUUGUGCUUUCUAACACACUGUAUUAUAAACAAACUUCUAAGUUUACUCUUUUUGACUUGUAUAGCAAAUACUGUUUGAAGCGGCUGAAAAAAUCUGCAGCAUUUCAUGUACUGUAUAGCAGAACUUGUAAAAGCUGUCAUGUUACUCUCUUGUACAGAGAAUCAUUUUCCAUAAGUUUAGUUAUUAAUACUUUAUAAUAAAUAUAAAGCACUUAAAAACA
This is a messenger RNA of Pseudopodoces humilis (Tibetan ground-tit), 2711 nucleotides long. RefSeq names its product choline kinase alpha (gene CHKA). Gene Ontology annotation, cellular component: cytoplasm. Gene Ontology annotation, molecular function: ethanolamine kinase activity; choline kinase activity. Gene Ontology annotation, biological process: phosphatidylethanolamine biosynthetic process; CDP-choline pathway. The record is from RefSeq and is a predicted model, not a curated record. Lineage: Eukaryota; Metazoa; Chordata; Aves; Passeriformes; Paridae.